AUGAGCGAUUUCAGGACUCUAGCUCAUCGUGACCCCACACUCUUUAUGUUUUCCUUAAAAUCCAGCUUCGGCUCGUUCACGUCGACGAGCUCUGCUUCCACCACUCGCUCCUUUCACGAACAGGAUCGCCGACGAAUAGAAGACCUGGAGCAGCAGCUCCAGUCUCUGUCGAGCACAGCAGCGAAGGCUCUUGAUCGCGUUUCCGAAUUGGAAACAGAACUUGAACGCAACACCUCGCCUUCUUUCAUGGCCCCGCGGUCAAACAGUAAUUGCUCUAUUUCCUCAGACUGCUCCAACACCGAGCGGCUGGAAAAACUCGAAGUCGCGUUGGCGGCAAUACACCACGCCCGCUCACAGCUGUCGUCACCCGAGCACUACCGAUACAUCUAA
Molecule: messenger RNA, 390 nt
Organism: Wickerhamiella sorbophila
Lineage: Eukaryota; Fungi; Ascomycota; Dipodascomycetes; Dipodascales; Trichomonascaceae
Exons: 1
Coding region: 1-390 (129 amino acids)
Source: RefSeq, a predicted model, not a curated record